GGGGGGCCGGGCGGCGAGGGGCGGUGAUUGGGCGGCGCGGGCGCAGUGCGCGGAGCGCAGCGCAGCAGCCGCCAUGCCGGUGGACCUGGGGCAGUGGAGCGGGCCGCUGAGCCUCACCGAGGUGGAGCAGAAGCCGGCGCAGCCGCUGCGGGUCAAGUAUGGCUCCGUGGAGAUAGACGAGCUGGGCAAGGUGCUCACGCCCACCCAGGUCCAGCAUCGCCCCACCAGCAUUGAGUGGGAUGGCUGCGACCCCCAGAAGCUCUACACCCUGGUUCUCACGGACCCUGACGCUCCCAGCAGGAAGGACCCGAAGUUCAGGGAAUGGCAUCAUUUCCUGGUGACCAACAUGAAAGGCAACAACGUGGGCAGUGGGACUGUGCUGUCAGAUUACGUUGGCUCCGGCCCUCCCAAAGGAACAGGGCUGCACCGCUACGUGUGGCUGGUGUACGAGCAGCCGAAGCAGCUGAGCUGCAACGAGCCCAUCCUCUCCAAUCGCUCCGGUGACAAACGAGGGAAAUUCAAGGUGGCUUCUUUCCGCAGCAAGUACGACCUGGGGGUGCCGGUGGCGGGCACUUGCUACCAGGCGGAGUGGGAUGACUACGUGCCCAAGCUCUAUGAGCAGCUGUCGGGGAAGUAGGGAGCGGGAAGUAGGUGAAGCACUGUGCAGCACCCCUUGCGCCCCUGAAGCCCAGGCCAGCCAGAGCACAUCGCUGUAGUUCUGUUCGAUUAGAGAGUUAAACCCAACUGAUCCCGCACUGACCGCUGGAACCGUCACCCUGUCCCGAACCUGCUUUGUGUUGCCGUGGUCCAGACCUGUGCUGUGCUUCAGCUCUGUCGCCAGCUCGAGGAGCUGCUGCUGAGUGUCCCUGCCAGGGCACCGCUCCUGGCUGACCUGCUGAAGGGAAACCAAAGCCUUGGUGAAUCCCUGUCACUUCAGAGUGGCUGUGCUGUACUGAGGUGGCAGUGGCGAGGGGACAGAACCACUUUGGGGUUGGUGCUGGCUGUGUAGGAAAGGAGAGGGCAGUCAAAGGGAAACUCCCCUUAUUUCUUUUGUUUUUACGCUGAUGUAUUUGGCCAGUGCCGCCACUUCCCAACAUGAACCACUCUAGCGAAGGCGUAGCGGGUAGGAGGAGGCAGGGAAGCUGGUUUAUAGCACUACCUUCUGCUCUCUGUUGCUGCUCCAAGCUGGGAGACCACUUUGUUUUGUUCAACUUCUGUUAUGAUGUGAUGUUAACGUGCUGUUUGCUCACAGUGCAAUUAAAAACUUCCCGAGGCGGA
Messenger RNA from Columba livia (rock pigeon), 1278 nucleotides. It is a transcript of the gene PEBP1, whose product is annotated as phosphatidylethanolamine binding protein 1. Lineage: Eukaryota; Metazoa; Chordata; Aves; Columbiformes; Columbidae. The record is from RefSeq and is a predicted model, not a curated record. The transcript has 4 exons. The coding region runs from base 74 to 637 and encodes 187 amino acids. Gene Ontology annotation, biological process: negative regulation of MAPK cascade.